UAGGCCGAUUCACAUUGAAGAAAUUAAGGCCGAAAUCAACAAGCAGCAUGUAUCUUUUAAGCGACAUCAAAUGUAUUAUUUUAAUGAUCAUAUGUCUUAUUCAAUGGAUAAUUUGUUAUGAAAUGAGUGAAGACAAGAUUCAAGUCAGCGAAUUUGAUGUCAUACCUGGAGGAUCGUUACUGUCUCAUGAGAAGGAAUGGAAUGGUUUUGUGUGUAAAUUUUCCUAUACCUGUCAAGGGGGAACCAAAGAGCAAUGGUUAAUGGGAUUGAGUUUAAAUGAAGAUCAAACCAAGUUUCAGUGUUCUGUUGAAAGACCUGGUGGUGGGGGUUCAUAUUUAUUUUUCCAGUCUUUUAAAUUAAAAAUAUCUGGCGCCGAUGUCAAAGAAGGAGAUGCUGCAGGUUCGAGCAAUGCCCCAUUAAAACCCAGUGAAUACAUUGUAGAUUUAAAAGAAAAUAUGAUUACUGAUGUACCUGGUAAAUUUGCAUCUCAUUUAGAAAGAGUAACUCUUUAUUCUGAGAAAGGACGAAGUGAAUUAUAAUCUCAUUUUUAUUUUUUUCAUAAUUACUCAAGUGACUUUAAAACUUUGUUUUAUUUUCAUUAGCAUUGCAUUCUUUAUCAGAAAUAUUUAAAUGGGGAAUAGCAUACUUUAAAAAACUUAAUUGUUUGGUUGUGAAACUAAACGAGGACAUGAGAAACCAAAAUAAAUCAUUGGUUAUCUACUAGUAUAUAUUUAAAAAAAACGUUAUUAUCCGGGUUUUGUUUCUGGAGCCAUUCAAGAUAUGUUUACGAAACACAUGUCAGCCUAUUAUGAUAUACGUAGUUGUGCCUUUUAUCAAUUAUAAAUUUAGGAGAAUUGAUAAUUUUUUGGUUUGUAUGGAUAUUUUUAUGAUAAACCUUGUAUGUGGUCAAAAGGUGUAUCAUAACAUGUUACUGUGUCAUGUACUUUUUGUAGUUAUCUAACACUGCACACACUUUAGAAACCUAUUUGUCUAACCAAUUUGUUAUCUAUGAUAUAUGAAUACCUGCCUCACUAAAUAAAGAGUGAUAAUUGGACACAGAGAGAUGAAUACUAUGAUUAAAUAUUCUCUGUUGAAUGAUUUUUGAAUUUUUACUACACAUUUUAUUUUCUCAUGCGUAAAGCUUAAUGGUUAAUGUGUACAUAUGACCAUGAUUAUUUGUCCCAUCCAACUAACUAGACGCUGUUCAUUGCCAGGCCAUCCACCUUACACAACUGACAAGGGACAACCAUGCUGUGCCUUACUAAUUGAGCCAUGGUAGCUCCCAAGAUAUAUUCAAUUGAAUAAUAUGCAGAGGAUAUAAACAAACCAGUCUGAUUAAAACACAGAUCCUAUUUCGUUUCGUUUUUUAUCUAAACUAAUAUUUGUGAUUGUCGUUUGUCUGUCUGUUUGUCUGUCUGUCUGUCUGUCUGUCUGUUCGGGUUUGGCGGCUACACUAGGUCUGCCCCGAGUCUGAAAUUUGGGGUAUAGGGGUAGCUCAGACCGGGGAGUAACAUAGGCCAGGUGGCGUUAGUCUACCACUUCCGGUUACGGGGUUAUGACCCCCGAGCGAACCGGUCUGUUUGGGGUUGGCGGCUACACUAGGUCUGCCCCGAGUCUGAAAUUUGGGGUAUAGGGGUAGCUCGGACCGGGGAGUAACAUAGACCAGGUGGCGUAAGUCUACCACUUCCGGUUUCGGGGUUAUGACCCUCGAGCGAAGCCGGGUAUCCUGCUAGUAGUUCAAUAUUUUGUUUUACUUGUCUUUACUACAAUAGGAUCUUGAGGAGUUGUUAUAUAACCCGCAUUCUGGUUGAUGUGAGGGAUUAGCCAAUGAAACAGUCUGUAGUGGGUAUCCCACUAGAAAUAUCAAUGGUAAUUGGUUAAUCAAAUGUCUGAUGUCACCUGACGCGACCUAACACUAAAACCAGUCAGAUCUGCAGGUACUGGAGGCCAUCAAAAAUAUUAAAAAAAAACAAAAUGAAAUAUAGAUCUGCAUUUUAAUCAGAUUGUAAACGAACCAACAGUUUUGAUGGGCCUUUUUCCUAAUCUAAUUGAAUCGAAGUCGGGACUGUUAUCUACUCUUGAUAUGUUUUGGUUUUGCUUUCUUAAAGAUGCAAUUGUUACAUAAACUAUUAUGUAGACCUUUAUUCACAUGACAAGCCUAUAAUCAACUCUCUGGUUCAUUGGAUGUGUCAAGAUUUAAAAGGAUGAGAUAAUUGAAACUUAGUCUUGAUUAUCAAGUACCGUUGUUACGAUAAUAAGCAAUCUGCAAACCCUCAUAUAUUCACUUUUCAUUAUCUAUAUUUUUUUUGAAGUAAUAUAGAAAGAACCACCAGCUGUUUAUGUAAAUCUUUCAUAAUGUAUCAUUAAUUGGAUGUUAAAAUUAAAUAUAGUUUGGAAAAUGCAAAUGAUGAUCAUUGGCUUUAAUGUAGUUUUUAAACCACAUGACAUUCAUUUCAUUCUUAUUGUUAUUGCUAGAGUGUUUUUGUUUUGUUUUACAUGUAAGUGCAAAAGAAGGUUUAUGACAUAAUGAUUGAGAUACCUUGCAUUGAGUUGCAUGUAUAUUAUAUUAUUAUAAGAAACAUCUGAAGCUUUGUGUAGCCAUACAGUUUAUCCUUUAAAUGUUUUAUAGAACUCAAUAGACACAAAGGUUAGAGUUUGACUUGAUACUAUUUGUAAUUAUAUAUUUAUUAUGGGUAUUGAUAAACUGCUGAUAUAGGGUAUAUUUAUGUAUUUGAUUGUUGAUAGUAUAUCUGUUCUCAUAUCAUUAUUGUUUUAAUAGUUCAUCAUGUAAAUAUUAUCUUUUUCAUGUGUUGCACAUGUUAUAAAACUGUAAACAAUA
Patella vulgata (common limpet) is the source of this 2839-nucleotide messenger RNA. Its product is annotated as myeloid-derived growth factor. The coding region runs from base 48 to 539 and encodes 163 amino acids. Lineage: Eukaryota; Metazoa; Mollusca; Gastropoda; Patellidae. Gene Ontology annotation, biological process: positive regulation of endothelial cell proliferation; positive regulation of angiogenesis. The record is from RefSeq and is a predicted model, not a curated record. The transcript has 5 exons.